This is a messenger RNA of Aspergillus ibericus CBS 121593, 1230 nucleotides long. RefSeq lists its product as uncharacterized. Bases 126 to 1034 code for a protein of 302 amino acids. NCBI's taxonomy places the organism in Eukaryota, Fungi, Ascomycota, Eurotiomycetes, Eurotiales, Aspergillaceae. The record is from RefSeq and is a predicted model, not a curated record. The transcript has a single exon.
CCCAGCCUUGCUGCCUAAGUCAGUCGGAUCAAAGUCAUGUGAGAUGCAGUUGAAACUAUUUUGGACGGUCAUAUAAAUUCUCCUGGAGAAUUUGAAUAUUCACAGCAGGCUAGAAACAUAGUACAAUGAGUCCGAAGUUGUUACCGGAUUAUUUUCGACCCGUGAAUAGGCGGCCCCGGCCUGUCACCAAAACUGAUAGGAGAACAAUAUUGAGAUCGACUGCAGAGGAAACACAAGCACUCCUUCCCGGCAUAUUGAGCGUAGUGCCUCAGGCACCCCCAACGGCACAAUACUGUCCACGCAGCAGAUACCCGGCCUUGAAUCCAAGGUUCAGCCCAAAGCUAUCCACCUAUGUCGAAGUCCUAUUCGGAGACACAUUCGACAUCGCAAUCAGGCUUAGCAAUCAUGUCAGACAGUUCCGGCAAAGUGACAUGCAGAAUGUGUGCGUUUUGAAUAUGGCCAAUGAAAGAAAUCCAGGCGGUGGUUGGCUUAAUGGAGCUAUGGCCCAGGAAGAAGCUCUUUGCUAUCGAAGCAGCCUCAGCUCGACCCUUAAACGACGGUACUAUCCAAUAGGACAACGGGACUCCAUUUACUCUCCAACAGUUGUCGUAUUUCGUGAAAGCUUCACGCAAGGGCACGGGCUGAUGGAUCUGCAAAAGCCCGAGCUUCUUCCCGUGGUGAGCGUGAUCAGUGUGGCCGCGCUGGAAGAACCAGAGGUGGAUGAUUCGACAACUCCACCAAGUUAUAAACACAGUUCUGAUCGAGAUUUGACGAAAGAUAAGAUGCGGACCAUUCUCCGCAUAUCAGGGUAUAAGAAGCAUCGGCGAAUUGUUCUAGGCGCCCUGGGUUGUGGCGCAUUCGCAAACCCAAAUGCUGAGGUAGCGGAGUGCUGGUCCGAGGUCUUGCAAGAACGUGAAUUUCAAGGGUGGUGGGAAAAGAUCGUGUUUGCGGUCUUGGAUGACAUGUCUAAAGUUGCCCAGGGAGACAGCAAUUUUGAUGUUUUCCGAGAGAGGCUGCAUGGGUUGAAGGUUUGAACAAGUAGACGGGCAGAAGGGUAUAGAACAGAUGACGAUCUCUGAAAUGGUUCUUCACAGGUCCUAUUUCCAGUGUAUCCGCAGAUACAACGAUUAGAGUGUCCAUACCAAAGAGCGCAAUCUAUGAAUAUUCUAUUUCCUAAGCCGGCUCGAGCGCCUCCUGUUGGAGGGCUCGGCUUCUACCGGCUUAGUCUUC